UGUAUACUUUCUCUGAGAGGCUUAUACUUGGCCUUUUCUUAUAAACGCCAGCCAUGACAUUCAUUACGCUCAUAAUAAUUCUAUUAUCGUCAUCAUUUCUGAGAGGGAUUGUGCCGUCUAAUCUGAUUUUAAAAUUUUCGGCAGUGUCUUCCUCGGCUAAUGUUCUGAUAAAUUGGACCAAGUCCUCCCCAAACAGGCUAGCAUUGCUCUCCAAUGCUGGCGCAAUUUUUUUAAUGCCGUUUUUUUCCGGGCUAUAUCUAUGUAAACUUCGUUCAUUCUCAAGGUCGAAUAUAAAGUCUGACAAAUCCUGUUCGGAUUGUGCUGUUUUUCGUCUUUUACUAGGAUUUUCAUCAUCUCUCUGCUGUUCACCGGUUUGAUCGAGUCUGACAGAUGAGAUCAAUAUCGAAAUAUACCCCGGCAAAGCUUGUGGUAUGUCCCCAAGGUCCUUGAUAGUAUUAAGGCAAGACAGAUAAAUGUUCGCCAACUUAGACGAGUUUUCGUUUGGGAAAUUCGCCUUGAAGUGAUCAAGUUCCCAUUCACUCGCGGGAUGAUCACAAAAGUAUUUGAAGUACCUGUUGUUCGUUUCGAAAGUCACAC
Mucor mucedo is the source of this 597-nucleotide messenger RNA. RefSeq lists its product as uncharacterized. The record is from RefSeq and is a predicted model, not a curated record. Bases 54 to 377 code for a protein of 107 amino acids. The transcript has 6 exons. Lineage: Eukaryota; Fungi; Mucoromycota; Mucoromycetes; Mucorales; Mucoraceae.